ACGCGGCGCCGCUGGCCACUGGGCGGCGGUGGCGGCGGGGCGCGCGCGGGUGUAGUCUGUCUCUGGCCAUGGUGGUGGUGGCCGCGGCGGCGAGCCCGGCCUCUGGGGCCCCGAAAGUACUGCUUCUGUCCGGCCAGCCCGCCGCCACUGCCGCCGGAGCCCCUGUUGGCGGGGCCCUGCCGCUUAUGGUGCCGGGCCAGAGAGGGGCCAGUCCUGACGCGGCGAAUGGGGGCCCGCCGCAGGCGCGCAAGCGACAGCGCCUGACUCACCUGAGCCCCGAGGAGAAGGCGCUGAGGAGGAAACUUAAAAACAGAGUAGCAGCUCAGACUGCCAGAGACAGAAAGAAAGCUCGGAUGAGUGAGCUGGAACAACAAGUGGUGGAUUUGGAGGAAGAGAACCAAAAACUUUUGCUAGAAAAUCAGCUUUUACGAGAGAAAACUCAUGGCCUUGUAAUUGAGAACCAGGAAUUAAGGCUGCGCUUGGGGAUGGAUGCCCUAGUUACUGAAAAGGAGGCGGAGGCAGAGUCAGAAGCACAGGCCAAGGUAAGUCUUUUUGAUAUGGUGUCAUCUUUGAGAAUCGGUUCCAAGUGACAUGAUCCAGGUUAUGUUUGCAUACUGGACCCCUGAUCAAAAGCAUUUUUGAGAUUUUUCUUCGUUUUAUGACAUCUCAUGUAGACAGGGUGUUCUUUCAGUAACAUUUUCAAGUGUAUAGUGAAUAGUAUUAAGUCCUAAUUAAGUUACACAGCUUUCAGGACAAGUACUGACAAAUACUAAUAGUGAGAAUGAACCAUGCAAGCAUCAAAGAGAACCAGUCAAAUCAGACUUGUG
This is a messenger RNA of Octodon degus (degu), 827 nucleotides long. It is a transcript of the gene Xbp1, whose product is annotated as X-box binding protein 1. Gene Ontology annotation, cellular component: nucleus. The record is from RefSeq and is a predicted model, not a curated record. Gene Ontology annotation, molecular function: DNA-binding transcription factor activity, RNA polymerase II-specific; RNA polymerase II transcription regulatory region sequence-specific DNA binding. Bases 69 to 590 code for a protein of 173 amino acids. The transcript is spliced from 3 exons. Lineage: Eukaryota; Metazoa; Chordata; Mammalia; Rodentia; Octodontidae.